AUGGGGAACAGCAGCAGCCGCAGCGGCAGCUCGCUGUCGCACACCGCCGUCGGUGGCAGCAGCCACCGUCGACGCAGCCGCGACUCACAGGUGAGGGAGAGGCCAGCCUUGAGGCCUCUAUCCGCAGGUGAAAACGUAUCGGCCGUAACGAGUGCCACUGCGGCGAGUUCUCGCGUCGCGGCUUCUUCCCUCUUGGCAGGUAGUGCUUCGCCAACGCGCGGGCAGCACAGAGACGCCGCGGCAGAGGCCUUGACGGCGUCGGCCGGGACGCAGGACAAUCACCUCGUCAGCCCCGUCUCCUCAACGCACCAGCACGGGCUGCUCUCUCUCUCGUCGCUGCCGACCAAGGGCGUCGUGCCUUCACCGGCGCGUGCGACUGCUGCUGCCGUCACGGUGUCUCAGCACUCCAUAGGCGAAAGGGGACACCCACUAAGAGACUCCCGAGGAAGAGACAGGUCAUGUGAUGCAGAGUUGUCGCUGCAGCAGCGCCACCACCAGCAGCAGCGGAACAAGGACUUCGACUUGGCUGUGAUCGACGCCCCAAACUCUUGUCAAGCACACGGAGAUGACGAAAACGCCAACGGUGGCGCUGCUCGGAGAGGGUCAGUGGUGAGUGUGCAUCGCGCACGCUCAUCUUCGACGCUACAGGCGGCAACCGAUUCUGCGGCACCACUGCCGCUCACAACUCUGCUGAGUCUGGAAGAUACCCACCUCGCCGCUACCAAGGUAAGCACGGCGCCGACUCCAGCCGGCGGUCACACGCGAGGGACCGUGUCCAUGAAGCGCGGGGGCGACACCGAGGUCAACAUGAACGAGCACAACACUGACUCCUCGCAAGUCUGCCGCGCCGUUUCGCCGUCAACUUUGAUUCGGGAGAGUAGGUUGCCGCUUGGGUCUCCGGCCUUCUCAUGCCCGCCGUCGACGGCGGCGUCACCGCCGCCUGUGGGCCGGGCAGCCCGUUCCACCAACGUGCCGUGUCAUCCGUCGUCGACGACGACGAGCACCGCCACGCCUCAGCAGCCAGACGAGCCUCUCAACUUGGGCGUCAAGGGUGCCGUUGGCCGCGGCAGCUGCAACAGUAAGUCUGACCUCAAGUCCAAGCCUGAGGGCGCAGGCGAUGGUCGCAGUGAACGCGGCGGCUUCUGGCGUAGGCAGUCACGCAAUCUCUUAUUUCGCAAGCUCCUCUCUCGGUCUGGCUCUCGUGCAGAGCGGCCGUCGUUGCCGUCCCGCCCCACGGCGGCCGAAGACGGAGGCAGCGCACGAGGCACCACAGCGGAGUUCACUGCUGAGGAAGGUUCGUUCUGCCGCAGCGACAUCACGACAAAGGCUGUGUACCAGCGCACCUCGCCUGCGCAGCGUGCCCAUGACGUGCGGUCAACUGCAUCUGCAGCGGUGGCCACGCAACCAAGAUCCUCUUCACCAUCGUCGCCGUUCCCCGCCGUCGCCGCCGCGGCGACGGGAACUGGGCUUGCUGUGUCGAGGCCACUGACCUCGUCGAUGACGGCGCAGAGGGUUUCCGCGUUUCAGUCCCCGGCUGCCGGGGGACAUUCAGUUGGGCGUACAACGGUCGCCCCGAGGGUGGACGAUGCGCGCAGCCCCAGGAGUGGCUCGAGGAGCCCUCGCUGUGCUGACGACGUGUCGGGACCGAAGCCGAGUGGGGAGAAGUGCCACGAAGCACUGCCGCGAGGUCUUCCAGUUUCCAAAGGAACACCGCACUUUCUCCAGGUGGUACCAGGAGAACAAGUGGGGCGUCAGGACAGCAAGGAGAGCGACUCGACAACGCCGACGGCUUCUUUCGCAGAAGCGGUUUGGGGCACGCGGCGAGCCGCCACGCCAGCAACCUCUAAGACGGCCACCGACAACACAAGCCUCUUCUCCGACGAUGACCACGAUAAUGACCACGACAGCGACUGUCUCACCGCCGCCGCAUCGCCAUCGUCGGUAUACUACUCGCUUCACCAGCAGCCGCGGCAACUGAAGGCUCCCGGCGUCCUUGGUGCCGGCUCAUCAUCCAUCACUACUGUGACGGACACGACGGCGCGAGUAUCGCCACGGUCGCCUUUCGUCUCACCUCUCACAGCCGUCGCAGCGGCAGAGAGCGGCGGUUCAGCUGCCGCGGCGGCGUUUUCGUCUUCGGCAGCCACGGCCGAUGCGUGUUUGAGAGGCCGCCGGUCGGUGAGUCAGUCUGCUAUCAUCGCGGCGUGGAAUCGACUGGGCGCCCGCACAGGCGCCCCUGUGAGUGGCGUUGGCGCGGGCGGAGGCCAUCACGGCGGGGUUGAGAGCCCCGAGCCAUCGGCAGAGGCGCUGCAGAUGUCGUCCGUGCCGGGAAAGUCACUUGCCGUUGCCGGCGAUAGUAUUGGUGGCGAUGAUGAGUUGGCAACCUCGGCAGUACCUGCGAGCAGGGACACUCAGCUCGCUCGGGUGCCGACUGCUGCGGCAGCUGAGGUGGCAACAGACGAAGCACCGUCUUUCCGUCAUCAGUGCACCGUCGCCGGCCAUCAGGAAGCAGGCAACCGCGGCUCCUCGCGCCGCUCUUGCGCCGGCGUCGCUUCCGUGCUGCCGAUUCGGGGCCGCUCCGUCACAACGCGUCAGCGGGAACCACCUCCGCCUUUCUCUCCUUCGCCGGAGAACAGCGAGCCCAGCGAUGCCGUGCCCCAGCCGCUCUCUGCCCUCGGUCAGCUCUCCAUCCGUGAAGGCGCACCCGCGGCGGGCCAUCCUGCAUCACCGCCCGCGCCCACUAAGGCCGUGAAUGACAUCGCUCAUGGUUGGGUGGUAGCACCGCCGCAGGAGCUACAUCGGCCGCCAAGGGUGCGAAUAAAGUACAAGGAGGAGGCGCCCUCCGCGAGCAGGGCAUCGCCUCUCACGCGUGAGCUCCCUGCCAGCUUGCACACCUCCACCGCGACUUCAACUGCCAUCGCGACGCAGUGGCCGUCGUCACAAGAGAGUCGGGGGAGCGAUACCAGCCUAUCGACUGCGCAGUCGCUACAGGUGGGCAUCCUUGUCCCCGUAAACGUCGAGGAUAGAAGAAGUGGCGGGGGCUUGGUGGAGGAGCGGGAGCGUCUGUUGGCGCACCGCACGACGGCAUACGACGAGGAAAUGAUGUCCGAAACAGCCACGACCGUCGACGCGGAUGAGGAGGAUCGAGCUAACGAGGAAGGUGGUGCGGCGGAGAGGCACGCCGCGCCACGAAGUCCUCAGUCGCUCGCUCAGCACCAACUCCAGCGGCAGCCAAUCGAGGCGCUCCCGCACCGGGCAUCCACCCCUAGGUUCACAACAACGCGCACUACCGUGGCUGCCAACAGUGCUGCGCCUGACCUGCUGUCGGCUCAUUACAACGACCAACAGCACUACUCUCCGCCGCAUCGCAUGACGAGCGGCACCUUCUUCGCACCGAGCACGAGCGGGGCAGCUGCGUGUGGUGCCAUUUUAUGGGUGCACAGCAGCCCUUCCUCGCCGCGAUCGUGCAACACAAGCGACUCGCGUCUGGAGGCGGCGAGAGGCGCACAGAACGUAGAGGACGAGGAGGACAGCAUCGAAGAGGUCGGCCUGAGGCGCACGCGCGAUAGCGCGGAUGCGCGCCGUCGAUUGCACAGGUCCGGGGAUGAACAUGCGAAGCGCUUCGUCGGGCUCGAUGUGAGCCCCUUCAACCGGAACUACUCGUCUCCUUCAGUAUUCGCUCCUCGACGCGACUCCACCGGCUUCAACGCUAUGGCGGCCGCUACUCGCGGCGGCGGCGGGACACAGCGGGCGGCUCUGGUGCGCAGCAACAGCUACCAGCCGCUGUCUCGGCGCUCGCAGCUAGAGCCGACGCACAAUACAUCGCUCUUGUCCUCGACAGCGCGGGCUAUGCCGCGGUGGAGAGAGCGGUGGACCCCGACGCCGCAGCCGACCUCGCCACUUUCUUGGAGUGCCGCGGGAGAUGACAUCGGCGGCACCGCCAGUGGACUCCUGUCCACCCCGCGAGGUCGGCGAGGACUAACCUCGCAGGGAGCGCCUCCACUUGCACGCCAACCAAGUGCGCAUCUCCAUUAUCCACUGCCGCCUCCGAUCUCGGCGGUGUUGUCACACGUGCCACAAUAUCUUCGGCGCGAGAUCUCUGGCAGCCUGGGCAGCGUGCGGUGGCAGGAGGUGAGUCUGCACACCAGUGGUGGGCGAGCCUCACCGAACCUUGGCUUUGCCGGUAGCAGCAGAGACAACGACGACACGCCGCCGCACUGCGAUGCUCUGGGCGACGACGAGGAGGAUCUCGACGCCGUGGUAAACGAGGAUGACGGUGAGGACGGCGGCGACGAUGGGGCGCAGCGGCGCCAAGGCUGCCCGGUCAGUGGCGCGGUCGGUGAAGACACCGGAGACGACGGUAAUGACACCUUUCUCUGCUUGGAGAGCAGCGAGGCGCCGACGUCGGGCAUGGCGACGUUGCAGACAUGGCAUCGCGACGACGCCGACGACGACGAUGAGGAGGACGACAAAGGCGAUACCAGCGAGAACGGCGCAGGGAGCUGCAGCAACGGUGAAGUUUGCAGUGACGGCAGGCACUGUCUGCGGUUGCCGCAGCGUCACCGCUGCCGCCGACCCGUGACUCUGCCUUCGGCGAGCACGCAGCUACCCACGCUGCAGCCGCAGGAGUCGUGCAACGUUGGCGGUGCGUCUCGCGAGUUUGAUCCCUCGACGCCGUCCGAGCAGGGCAUCUCGCCGUCUCGCACCGGCACGCGGACCUUUGGCGACGCCAUCGUCCGCCUCCCACAGACUCGCUACGAGCCGCCGAUGCCGUCGAAUAGAAACACGUUCACAGCCUUCGUGCACUUGUCGGACAUCUCCUCUUCGCAGCUGCUCGCCACGGCAGCGGCGGGGUUUCAGUGCGGCCCCGAUGCGCACCUCCGCGGUGUAUCCACAAGGGUGCACGGCGAUGAGGCGGCGGCGGCGACGUCGGAGGACGCUGGUGACGCUGUUCGCCGAGCGGGGCCCCACGCGCACACGCCAGCCACCGCCGCCACGCUAAUCCUGAACAACUACGCCUUGCGAGGGGCGCACCUCGCCGACGGCGCUGGUGUCGGGACACACGUUGUGGAUGCGACGGGCGGCGCGCUGCCUAUUAGUCCGCUCAACUCUUCUUUGGGCACCGCCCCGACGGACCACAUCUCGCGAGCCGACACACCUGCGCUGGUGGCAGUCCACGGCGCCGUGGCCAGGCGAACCUCGCAAGGCGCAGAGGCCGAAGCGGCGAGCACAAGGUCUGAGUCGCCCGGCUCGCUCUCCUGCGGUACACCGCCGAAGUUGAGACGCCUCACAAAGGCCCCGCAGGGGCUGAAUCACGCUGCUGCCGCCAUCGCCGCCGCGGCGGUCGGCUUGGAUGGGAGCAGUGGUGGCUUUGAUGGUGACAACGAUGCAGGCAGCGACGACCUGUCAGUGCCAGCGGCGCAGCCGGGAGCCACGUCGCCGCGAACAUCGUGGAGCCUGGAGUCGAGAGCCAGUGCCGCCCCCGUGUCUGAGGGGGAGCGGCAUGCGUUGUCGGACGAGGAGAGGCCGUGGCUUGACGUCUUUGGGCACUCGACACCUUUGCUCGACAGCGUGGCCGACGCGGCGGUCGCGGUGGACGCUCUCGCCACUGUGGACGGCCACUUACCGCAGUCGGCUCCGCUUUCCGCAUCGCAGCCGCUGCCGUGGUGGAAUCGCCACCGCCACACCACCCGAUCGGAGGGCAGUGGCACGCUGGACUUCAGCCAGCGUGGGGGCGAGAGCGGCAACGGCGGUGGCGGACACUCGCCCUGCAGCUCACUCUCCGUCAACAGUGCUCUUGCUGUUGUGCCGGGUGGCCGCGCCGCGUCUCCGGCUUCUCCGGCAACCUCCACCGGCUCUGUGGCCAUCACUGGGUCGCCUCUGGGCCACACAUUGCAUCCAGGCGGCGGCGCAGUGGCGUCAGUUUCGUUCCGGACGAGUGGUGGCAGGGUGCGACGUGAGGCGCAGUAUCCCACGAUACCUGCAAAUGGUUGCCGCUCGAGUGCCUUCAGCAGCAGCAGCGGCAGCACCAACAGCAACGGGGGAGAUGCAGCCCACAGUGGUGCUGCUAGCGCUGCAUUACGUCAUAAGCCGAAUGGCGAGGUGCUCGUCAUGCAGGGGCGCUCAUGCGACGCGGGCGACAGCAGCAGCGCAAAGAGGGUGGCGGGGGAGGAAGGCAUCGCGCAGGCCGGCGCUGCACCUUUGGCAGAGCGCAUGCGCCACGACCACGCCGGCCUACGCGAUGCGUGUAUGCAGACAUGGAAGCGGCAUCCGUGGAUGCCUGUCUUCCCCAGCUCUUCUCGCAGCGCGACGAUGGCAUUGGCAGCCGAAACGGCGCGCGCCGAGUUCGACAGCAAAGGCGUGCUUGACAUGACGGCGCCGGCCCACGCGAUGACCAGCAUCACAGUGGUGCCGUCCACGCUGUCCUUUAUAGAGGCAGAGGUGCAAUCCCUAUGUAAUGCAUCGCCACUUGCCCUCGCCAUUGCCGCUGCAUCCGGUGGAUCGUAUUGUGGCGAAGGAGAGUCGACAUCCGACAAGGAGGCGCUGGACGACGGAGUUGACGGUGACGAGAGAUCGGACGUGGACGUUCCCGCUCCUCUGUCGCUUGGCGUGCAGGCACAUCACAGCCGCAUAGCCAGCAGCGUGAGCAACACCAUCGCCGCUCCCACAAACACUGCUGUAACCGCUGCGCUGGACGGUUUUAGGGAGGCUGAGACGUAUGCUCGCACCUGCGUCGAGGAGAGCGCUACUGACGCGCGGGGUGCGGGGGUGUCGGUGCGGGAUACGCUCCCGACGCAGCACAGGCAGCCGCUUCUGCGGCAGCAGUGCUCUUCCACCACGGCUCCGUUUGUGUUGACCUCUGCCCUGCCUGGAAUGGGCAUGAUGGCGAGCUGGGCUUCUGAAACCAUUGACGGCUUUGCCGGGGGAGCCGGCCCGGGCUCUGGCUGCUGCAGCGGCAGUGGAAAUGUGGCUUCAAUAUCGACCGCCCUUACGACCGCGACCUCCCUCGCCGUCUUGACCUCGCGGGUGUCGUGUGACAGCUUGGUGUCGCCGUCACAGACGUCUGAGCUCGCGCUUAUGCCGCGGCGCAGCGGCGACGCAGCGGACGGAAAUGGCGGCACUGGCACUGGCACUGGCCCGGGCCCUCUUCUCAUGGAUGAGCGUGUCUCUGGUGUGGAGGCGGCUGACUCGAGCGCAGUCACCGGUGCACAUGCUGCUGAGGACGGAGACGCUCAUUACGGACGUGCUGCCACCCACACAGACGCCGGCUUGGAGGUGGAGCACGAGUUGCCGCACCCACCACUCGCCACGAAGCUCAUAUACUCCCACUUCAUGGCAGCGCCUCAUGCCACAUUGCACCGCAGUGUCGACACCCGCUCCGCGGGUUUCACUGUGGGAGUGGACCAGCGCGAUACCGGCCUUGGCGAGCAGAUACCCCUCACGAUGCCACAAAACUCGCCUACGCCAUCCCAGCCGACAGCGUCUUGCACAGCGGGCCCUCCAGGGUCACCAAACCACGUGUUUGCCUGCUCGCCGCUGCUCCUGGACGAAGAGGCUUCUGUAGACACGCGCGCAGCAAGUCGAGCCCAGGCGCGUCCCGACCAUCACUACGGGCUUGUAGUGGCACCCUUGCCGCAUCACGAAGGCUCGACUCCACGCGUGUGCGCCCAGUCGCGCUCGCAGCGCCAACACCGCGGCCCCAGUAUCGGUCAGAUUGUGUGCCGUUGGUGUGGAGAACCAUAUACAAGCGCAGCUGCAUGCCUCGCCGCGCUGCGACCACACAGCGUGCUCCGCAAAGAGCGGCGCAUAGAGAAGGCGGCGAAGCGCACGGCACAGACGCUCUUGCGCGAGGGCCGAGUCACAGAGGCGGUGGCACUGCUAAAGAGCGCUGGUGUAUAUGUGCAAUAA
Molecule: messenger RNA, 7905 nt
Organism: Leishmania major strain Friedlin
Lineage: Eukaryota; Euglenozoa; Kinetoplastea; Trypanosomatida; Trypanosomatidae
Exons: 1
Coding region: 1-7905 (2634 amino acids)
Source: RefSeq, a predicted model, not a curated record